UUUUUUGAUGGGUGGGGAUAAAUAAGAUUAAAGAUUUAAAUUUAAUUCUAUGUUAAUAAAAAUAAAUGGAAAGCCCCCCUCCUGCUUCGGAUUUUAUAUGAAAUUUUAAAUUUAUUUAUUGGUUUUCGAAACUGGAAUAUCAUUAAAUAAUUAAUUUAGUAUAAGUUUGUAUUAGAAAAAGAGGACAGAACGUACGAGGGAUUUGGUAAUUAAUUUACUCUAUAAUGAUUUAUGAGAAAUUAAAAAGAGAACAUAUGAAUAGAAAAGAACAGAAAGAUUAGUGUUCAAACAUACUAUAUUGAUUACAAAAAUUCAAUAAUAAUAAGAAAAUACUAAAAUUGCCAUUUGGAGGGCCCACUAAAUAGUUUGAGCAUUGAAGAUAUCAUAUGCUUGAAUAAAUAUCUCAUUUAUUGAUAAUUAAUUGGUGAAAUAUCUUAUGAGUAGUUAAGACACUAAGAUGGAUCAAAUAAAUAUCCAACAUCCAUGUUGUAUUAAUAUGAUUUUGAUAUCUCAUAUCACCUUGACACACUUGAAUAUUGGCCCAACUGUAUGUAGCUCAUGUAUUGAUGAUGAAUUGGUAAAAUAUUUGUAUUGGGUAUCCAAAAAGUUUAUGUUUGGAGGGCUAACUAUUGGUGACAGUGCACUCCUGCAGAGCUAAUGAUGAGUUACUUGGGGGUCUGAUGACUCUGAUCUUAGAGGCCUACCCCCAAUCUGCUGUGAAUAGUUGUUGGCUAUUAUGCAUGCAUGUGCACAUCCGUGAAGCAUGGGUGCACCCAAUUUGGAGUUUCCUUUCAAACCCAUACCCUUAAUUUAUUUAAUUUUUAAAAAUAUAUAUCUAUGAUAUUUGGAUGGAUAGAUGGAGCUCCAUGUUUGAAAAAGAAAAAGAAGACUUAGAAUUUGAUUGGAAAUGUGUUUUGUUUUUUUUUUUUAAAUUUAAAAAUAGGGUUGGGAAUCUUUUGAGAAAAAAUAAAUUUUUAAAACUUGUUUUAAAAAUGGGGUUUUAUUUAAAAAUAUAUUUUAAUUAUUUUUAGCUGUUUUUUGAAAUAUUUUAAAAAAUAAUAAUUUAAAUAAAAUGAUUAAAAAUAAAAUAUUAGGGAUAAUUUCUUUUUUAAAAAAAUAUAUAUUUGAAUCUAAACAUUUUAUUCUAAUAAAUAUAAUAGAAUUGUUUUUCAAAUCAUUCCCAAAUAGAUUUUUAUAUUUCUUUCAAACCCAAUUUUAAAAAAAAUAAAAAUAAAAAUUGUAUUCUACAAUUUAUUUUUGAAAAAUAAAAAUGUAAGUAGAUAAUAUUUUUUGGUAAGAAGAAAAAUGACCAAAAAACAUAAGCAAAAUGGAGAGGAAAUGAGGGAGGAGGGCAUUGCGUUUCUUCUACUCCCUUGCUAUCUCUUCCCUUCCGUUAGGAAGUCUUCUCUUUUGGCGGGAGGCCCCACCACUCAAAACCACACUCUCCUCCCUCUCACGUCUCUCUCUCUCUCUCUCUCUCUCUCUUUCCUAUUAAAUCACCAACCACCCAAUCCCUCUUCUCUUCAACCUUUGCCCCCCUAGUCUGCACUCUGCACUCUCCACUCUCUACUCUGUAAUCUCUUUUUCUUUCUCUCCAUCCAAAACGACGUCGUUUCAUCAUCAACACCAUGCAGCUCUUCUCCCUCUCCUUCUUCCUCUUCUUCUUCCUUCUCAAUCCUACUCCCUCUCUCUCACUUUCUUCUGAUGGCCUCUCCUUACUCUCCCUCAAGUCCGCCGUUGACGACGCCGCCUCCGCCUUCUCCGACUGGAACGAGGACGACCCCAACCCCUGCCGCUGGACCGGCAUUUCCUGCAUGAAUGUCUCCGGCUUCUCCGACCCCCGCGUCGUCGGAAUUGCGAUCUCCGGUAGGAAUCUCCGUGGGUAUAUUCCGUCUGAAUUGGGGAAUCUUUUCUAUCUCCGGCGGCUCAAUCUUCAUGGGAAUAACUUUUACGGGUCAAUUCCGGUUCAGUUGUUUAAUGCUUCGUCUUUGCAUAGUAUUUUUUUGUAUGGGAAUAAUCUCUCCGGUACUCUCCCGCCGGCGAUGUGUCAGCUGCCCAGGUUGCAGAAUGUCGAUUUUUCCAAUAAUUCGCUGUCGGGAUCGAUUCCGGAGGGUUUGAAGAAGUGUAAACAGUUGCAGAGGUUGGUCGUCACCCGGAAUCAAUUUUCCGGCGAAAUUCCGGAGGGGAUUUGGCCGGAGAUGGAGAAUUUGGUUCAGCUCGAUCUGUCGUCGAAUGAGUUCAACGGAUCGAUUCCUGAUGAUAUCGGUGAGCUGAAGUCGCUCUCCGGAACUCUGAACCUCUCUCACAACCAUUUCACAGGAAAGAUUCCAAAAUCGCUCGGGAACCUGCCGGAGACGGUGAGUUUCGACCUCCGGAGCAACAAUCUCUCCGGCGAAAUCCCCCAGACCGGCGCGUUUGCCAACCAAGGCCCCACCGCAUUCCUCAACAACCCCGACCUCUGCGGCUUCCCCCUCCAGAAAUCCUGCCGGAACCCAUCCCGGAGUUCUCCGGAGGGUCAGAGCUCAUCCCCAGAAUCUGGCACCAAUGCAAGAAAAGGCCUGAGCCCAGGUUUGAUCAUCCUAAUAUCCGUCGCUGACGCCGCCGGAGUGGCUUUCAUUGGCUUGAUCAUAGUGUACAUAUACUGGAAAAACAGGGAUUCACAGGGCUGCAGCUGCACCGGCAAAGAAAAACUCGGCAGUACCGGAAGAUCCGCUUUGUGUUCGUGCCUUUCUGCCCACAGUUUUCAGAAUAAUGACUCCGAAAUGGAAUCAGAUAAGGAAAGAGGAGGCAAAGGAGCAGAGGGUGAUCUUGUAGCCAUUGACAAAGGCUUCAGUUUUGAACUGGAUGAGCUUUUAAGGGCAUCAGCCUACGUGUUAGGAAAGAGUGGUUUGGGGAUUGUGUACAAGGUGGUGCUCGGAAAUGGAGUUCCAGUGGCGGUGAGGCGGUUGGGGGAGGGUGGGGAGCAGAGGUACAAGGAAUUUGUGGCUGAGGUUCAGGCUAUUGGGAGAGUGAAGCACCCCAACGUUGUCAAGUUGAGAGCUUACUAUUGGGCUCCUGAUGAGAAGCUCCUGAUUUCGGAUUUCAUCUCCAAUGGCAACUUGGCUAAUGCUCUCCGAGGGAGAAGUGGACAGCCAUCAUCGAGCCUCUCAUGGUCAACCAGGCUGAAAAUUGCCAAGGGAACAGCCCGGGGCUUGGCCUACCUGCAUGAAUGCAGUCCAAGAAAGUUUGUCCAUGGAGACAUAAAACCCUCCAACAUCCUCCUUGACAACGAAUUCCAGCCCUAUAUCUCUGAUUUUGGCCUCAACAGACUAAUUACAAUCACAGGCAACAACCCUGCCUCAUCCGGUGGCUUCAUUGGUGGAGCCCUCCCCUAUCUAAAAUCAGUCCAACCAGAACGACCCAACAAUUACAAAGCCCCAGAGGCUCGGGUUGCCAACAGCCGCCCUACACAAAAAUGGGAUGUCUACUCAUUUGGGGUUGUAUUACUUGAACUGCUGACCGGAAAAUCCCCAGAGCUCUCCUCUCCAACCACAUCAACAUCCACAGAAGUCCCAGAUCUAGUGAAGUGGGUGAGGAAAGGAUUUGAAGAGGAGAAUCCCCUUUCAGAUAUGGUAGACCCCUUGUUGCUCCAAGAAGUGCAAGCCAAGAAGGAGGUGCUAGCAGUGUUUCAUGUGGCCCUUGCCUGCACUGAGGGAGACCCAGAACUUCGGCCUAGGAUGAAGACUCUCUCAGAAAACCUAGAAAGAAUUGGAUCAUAAGAAAAAACCCAUAUGGUCUUCAAUCAACAUGGUUAUCAAGGAAUAUCAAAUUUCCCUGAUUUUGCAGUGAUGGUGAAUUUUGUAAGCUUUAAGCUUUAUGACAGCAAUGCAGAAUCCUCCUUGGCCUUCACCUUCAAAUCCAACAUCCCCAGAACACAGAAAUUUUCUCCAUGUUUCAGCAAAUUUUGGGAACAUCAUUGGAUGGAUUACACAUUAAUUGUUUAUUUUCUUUCUUUUCCUUCUGUUGGUCAAGUAGCUAAAUUUGUAAUUUAAAUAUCUGUAUCAAUGCCUCAUGCCCUCAAGUAUGUGCUCCAAAUAAAACUGGUAUAUUUUUUUCUUCU
Molecule: messenger RNA, 4099 nt
Organism: Vitis vinifera (wine grape)
Lineage: Eukaryota; Viridiplantae; Streptophyta; Magnoliopsida; Vitales; Vitaceae
Product: receptor protein kinase-like protein ZAR1
Exons: 2
Coding region: 1629-3758 (709 amino acids)
Biological process (GO): protein phosphorylation
Molecular function (GO): protein binding; ATP binding; protein kinase activity
Source: RefSeq, a predicted model, not a curated record